AUGGCCCCGCCGGCGGGCGGUUCGUCGGCGCCUGCGGGCUCGGAGCCAGGCUCGUCCGCCGUGCUCCUGGCAGUUCACGCUGCCGUGAGGCUGCUGGGCACCGUGCCGGAAACCGAGGCGCAGCUGCGGAGGCUGCAACUGAGUGCCGACCCGGGGCGGCCCGGGCGCUUCCGGUUGGAGCUGCAAAGCGCGGGGCCCGGUCAGGUCAGCCUGGAGUGGCCCUUAGAGGCGGUCUCCUAUACUGUCCGUGGCCCCUGCCUGCAUGAGCUGCAGCCUCCACCGGGAGGGCCCGGCGCCUUCAGCCUCCUCUUCACCAGUGCUCAGGAAGCUCAGCGGUGGGCAGCGCUGGUCCGAGGCGCCUCCUCUGAGAGGCAAAAUGGCAGUAGCAGUCCGCCCCCAGCCCAGGACCCAGAGACCUGCCCUGUUUUCCCUCCCAGCUUCCCCGAAGCCCCUCCCCCCCUGGCCCCCCAACCUCAGGGGGAUUCUCCCUCGUGGUCUGGAGACACAAUGCAGAAAGAGCUGGUGGGGCGCCUGGCCCACGCUAUAUCCAGCGGGGAUGAGAAGGGUGCAGCCCAAGCGGCGGCUGCCCUGGCUCAGUGCCAUGUGGCCUUGAGUAUCCAGCUCCAGGAGUCUUGCUACCCACCUGGCCCCAUCAGGCUGCAAGUCACAGUUGAAGACGCCUCAUCAUCUGCCCACGUCACACUCCAGGUCAACCCCCACUGCACCAUCGCAGCCCUACAGGAGCAGAUGUUCUCCGAGUUUGGCUUCCCACCGGGCGUACAGCGCUGGGUGGUGGGGCGGUGCCUGUGUGUGCCAGAGCGCAGCCUUGCCUCCUAUGGCGUGCAGCGUGAUGGGGACCCUGCACUCCUCUAUCUGCUCUCAGCCCCUCAAGAAGCCUUAGGAUGCAGUCCUCGGCGCCCUUGCAAGACCGAUGGGGAGUUGGGCCGUCUGUUUCCCCAGUCACUGGGGCUGCCCCGAGCCCGGGAGCCCACCAACUCCAGCCUCCCCAGGACCCUUCAGCCCGGCUGGUCCUGCCCUUCCUGCACCUUCAUCAAUGCCUCGUGCCGGCCUGGCUGUGAGAUGUGCAGCACCCAGAGGCCAAGAGCCUGGGACUCUCCUGCAGCUUGCACCCAGCAGCCAUUAAAGGCAUGUCUGGACCUCCUGUGA
Molecule: messenger RNA, 1167 nt
Organism: Elephantulus edwardii (Cape elephant shrew)
Lineage: Eukaryota; Metazoa; Chordata; Mammalia; Macroscelidea; Macroscelididae
Gene: SHARPIN
Product: SHANK-associated RH domain interactor
Exons: 9
Coding region: 1-1167 (388 amino acids)
Molecular function (GO): protein binding
Source: RefSeq, a predicted model, not a curated record